Messenger RNA from Salarias fasciatus (jewelled blenny), 3428 nucleotides. It is a transcript of the gene slc1a6, whose product is annotated as solute carrier family 1 member 6. Gene Ontology annotation, molecular function: L-glutamate transmembrane transporter activity; neutral L-amino acid transmembrane transporter activity; glutamate:sodium symporter activity. Lineage: Eukaryota; Metazoa; Chordata; Actinopteri; Blenniiformes; Blenniidae. The coding region runs from base 82 to 1821 and encodes 579 amino acids. The transcript has 11 exons. Gene Ontology annotation, cellular component: plasma membrane. The record is from RefSeq and is a predicted model, not a curated record. Gene Ontology annotation, biological process: L-glutamate transmembrane transport.
CACAUGCAGUCUGACUCUCGUCUGUGUUGCUGCAACUUGGUGUGUCACCUGAAACUUGAUUGGACUAUUUGACUUUAAAUCAUGAGUGUUUCUCACGAGACCUGCCUCCUGGACCAAGUACUGGAUCUUAUUAUGAAUGAGAAGCCUCCCACCAGCACUAGUCUUUUCCUAAACGAGGACACGGACAAACUGCCUGCUGCAGACAGAGGAGACCUGAGGAGGCGAAUUCGAAGGGCUAUGGAGAAAAAAGCCAGCAGCAUGAAGGAGAGGAUUAGCCACAUCAGCUCGAGCAGCGUCAAAGGUUUUUUCAAGAGAAACCUGUUUGUUUUGUUCACUGUUGCUGCUGUGGCUCUGGGUGUCAUCCUGGGCUUUGCUCUACGCCCCCACAACCUGUCCCUGAGGGAGAUCAAGUACUUUUCCUUUCCCGGGGAGCUCCUAAUGAGGAUGCUGCAGAUGCUGGUGCUGCCUCUCAUCAUCUCUAGUCUGGUCACAGGUAUUUCCUCUUUGGACAGUAAAGCUUCGGGUAAGAUGGGUGUUCGUGCUGUGGUCUACUACAUGGUGACUACCCUGAUCGCUGUGUUCAUCGGCAUCGUGAUCGUCAUGAUCAUCCAGCCGGGAAAAGGAAGCAGAGACAGUCCGGUUGACAAAAGUGGAAACAUUGAACCUGUUCAGGCUGCUGAUGCUUUUCUGGAUCUUAUCAGGAACAUGUUUCCACCCAAUCUGGUAGAAGCCUGUUUCAAACAGUAUAAAACCAUGUACAAGAAGACUGUUCACACGAGGAACGUGACAGUGACGCUAAACCUCACCGACUCUUUCAAUGUGAGCGAGUCCAUCCUGAACGUGAACCUCAGCAGGGUGCUGCACACUAUACAGGAGACGGUGGAGGAGACAGUUCCUGUGUCGGGCUCCUCUGGUGGAGUCAACGCUCUGGGUCUGGUGGUGUUUUCCAUGUGCUUUGGUCUGGUCAUCGGCAACAUGAAGCAGCAGGGCCAGGCUCUGAGGGACUUCUUCGACUGCCUGAAUGAAGCCAUCAUGCGACUGGUGGCCAUCAUCAUCUGGUAUGCUCCAGUGGGCAUCAUGUUCCUGAUUGCAGGGAAGAUUGUGGAGAUGAAGAAUCUUGCUGAAGUCGGAGGUCAGCUGGGGAUGUACACCGUUUCGGUCAUAGUGGGCCUCCUCAUCCAUGGACUUUUUGUCCUGCCACUGCUCUACUUCCUGGUGACCAGGAGGAACCCCUAUAUUUUUAUUGCCGGGCUGCUGCAGGCACUCAUCACUGCUCUGGGGACGUCCUCUAGCUCGGCCACUCUGCCCAUCACCUUUCGCUGUCUUGAAGAAAACAAUCAUGUGGAUAAGCGAGUGACACGCUUCGUCUUGCCAGUGGGCGCCACUAUUAACAUGGACGGCACCGCGCUGUACGAGGCGGUGGCAGCCAUCUUUAUUGCUCAAGUCAAUGAUAUGGACCUCAACUUUGGCCAGAUUCUCACCAUCAGUAUCACAGCAACUGCUGCCAGCAUCGGAGCAGCAGGCAUCCCUCAGGCUGGCCUGGUUACCAUGGUGAUCGUAUUGACAUCUGUGGGACUGCCCACAGAGGACAUAACACUGAUCAUCGCUGUGGAUUGGUUCCUGGAUCGCCUGCGUACCACCACCAAUGUCCUGGGCGACUCACUCGGGGCCGGCAUUGUGGAGCAUCUUUCCCUUGGAGAGCUGCACAGUCAAAAUACAGAGAUGCACAACUCUGUCAUUGAGGAGAGCGAGAAACCCUAUCAGCUCAUCUGCCAGGACAAUGACACACUUAACCACAUCAACAGUGAAACCACAAUGUAAAUCAAGAACAACCAUCUGAGUGGACCUAAUGUGACAAACGUGCUUUAAGUAGAUAGUUGGCUUGGAAAGUUGCAGCGAAGUGGAGCAGUCCAGCAGAAAAUAACAGCUCUUGGUUGAGUGAGUUAGUGUUUGCAGUUCACAGGGUUUUUGCUACUCCUGGACAUAAUCUCACAUCUUUCAGUCCAGCAGUAUUCAUCCUGUGGCAGGGUGAUGACAGGAAGUUAAGUGCACAUGCUAUUUGGAGGUUAUCACUCACUUAAUGCGAAUUGAAUUUGUCCAAAAAAGUUUCAGGUAAAAUCUUCAGUCUCAUUACAAUUUCAAACAUGUAUAUAAAUUGUAAAAUGCACAGACAAAAUAUGACAAAGAUAUCCGCAUUUAGUUUGUAGAAACACAGUUUUGUCUAUAAAUAUAAUUGACAUCAGCAGUCAUAAGUCAAUGAUCAGGAAACCAGCAAACGCUUCAGUUUUGCAACUUUCAGUUUUGCAAAAGUGAAGAUUUUUUAUCAUUCUCCUUGUAGAAACAUUUUUUUGGUCAUUUUCAUUCUGACUCUACCUCUGAUUCAAUUUUGAUAUGGGCUGUGCCACUCACGCACACACACACACACACACACACACACACACACACACACACACAGUUAUAUGAAAAAAAUACAUAUGAAUCAGUGUUAUUUUGUUUCUACAUAUAACUCUGUGUUAUAAACGUAUACCGACACCAUGGAAUUGUAAACCUAUGAGUGUGUUUGACUGUUCAACACUAGUUGUUAUUAGUUUGAGGUUGAGAUGCUUUAAGUCAAUUGUAUGAUUUGUUUGAUUUUUUUAAAACUCGGUGCUUUCUUAUUAAUGCUUGAGUACACUUCUUGUGUGUUCUAGUGCCAUUUGGUUUAUGAACUAUAAAACUGGACUCUACCACACUACUUUCACAGAAACAGCUGGAAUAUAAAUGACAAUACUGUUAAUUCUCUUUCUGUAUUUAUUUAAAAUAUUAUCAGAUUUGGAAUUAUAGUGCAUCAUUUAGGGUUUCAUUUAUUGCUUUUGUCUUGGAUUUCUUUUUUAAAAUCUUAAAAUAUUUUGGUUUUAGGUCAAAAACAUUUUAUUUUACGUAAUAGCAAUAUGUCCACAUUUACAUUGAUAUUGUGUGCAAAACACAUUAAUUUCAUUUUGUUGUAUCCUAAAUGCAUUGCAGACUAGUCAUCGAUUAAUAUAGUUGUUCUUAAUAUUAUUGUUAUUAGCGGUCGCAGUAGAAGUAUUGAUGUUGUUUUUAUUUCUUUCUCUUUUUUACUGUCAGUUCUGUGACAAAGGAUUGUGGGAAAGGUUUUAAAUGCUGUGACAAGUCAAAUGUACAAAAAAGCUCUUGAUGUCAAAUGUUUUAGGAAAAAAAAGUGUUGUGCGUAAUUCUGGAAAUAUAUACACUUAUAUUAUCCAUUUAUUGAAGUUUUCAGUUGUGCUUCUCAUGUGCCUAUUUGACUUUAAAUUUGAUACCAGAUGUUGGUGAAAGUGUAAUUUCUCAUGGAGUAGCUCAACAUGUUGAUGGACAUCGCUUGAAAAAAAUGUGUCAAAUAAAUGUCUCAGGAACUGAAUUGUGAUUGUCGUUACUGUGAUUGUGGCAGC